AUGAAGACGACCGCGCUGCUGCUGUCCCUCGCAGCGAGCGUGCAGGCGUUCGACGCCGUCUCCCACCGGCGGCUCAUGAACGCGCAGAUCGGCAAGGAAGUCGUAGCUGCUGCCCCAAUUGCGCCCGAGCUGCCCGCCAAGCUCGCUGCAUUCGCGAUCCCCGGCGACGGCGCCGAUAAGGAUGCCGACAAGGACGACCAGAACGAGGACGGAGACAGCAACAAUGGCGACGAGAGCCAGGGCAAGGAGGGCGAUGACAAGGACGCCGCCGAGGAGAAGCCCAAGAAGGAGAAGGACCAGUACGGCGCCGACAUCACCAAGACGCGGUUCGGCCCCUUCUGCUUCGACCAGAAGGUGUCCCACUUUGACGAGGGCGAGAAGCGCACCUUCUGCCAGCGGUACUGGGUCGACAGCCAGUACUAUGUCGAGGGUGGGCCAGUCUUUAUCCUCGACGGAGGCGAGACGGAUGGUGCCAAUCGAGCUGACGACAGUAUCCCCUUCAUGGAGCAGGGCAUCCUGCAGAUCCUCUCGAACGCGACGGGCGGCAUGAGCGUAAUUCUCGAGCACCGGUACUACGGCGCGUCGUAUGUGACGGAGGACCUGUCGACGGACAACCUGCGCUGGCUGAACAACAAGGAGUCGCUCGAGGACAGCGCCGAGUUCAUCCGCAAGUUCCCCGUGCCGAAGGAUGUGCAGAAGAAGCUCAAGAACAAGGACGUAUUCAAGCCCGAUUGCACGCCGUACAUCUACUACGGCGGGUCGUAUGCCGGUGCGCGGGCCGCUUUCAUGCGCAAGGAAUACCCCGACCUCGUGUUCGGCGGGAUCGGCUCCUCAGGCGUGACACACGCGCAGGUCUACUACCCCGAGUACUUUGACCCGAUCAUCACCUACGGCGAGCCGGCAUGCAUCAAGGCGAUGGAGGAGAGCAUUGCGUCCGUCGACGAGCUGCUGGACAAGAGCGCCGAGACGAAUGCGGCGCUGAAGAAGCUCUUCGGGCUCGAGGCGCUGAACGAUGUCGACUUUGCCGGCGUGCUGCAGUACCCCACCGGCGGGUGGCAGGGACAGAACUGGGACCCCGCCGUGGGAUCCACAGACUGGGCCGACUGGUGUCGCGCCCUCACCGUGCCGCGGAGCAACGCCGACGCCACCGUGGCCGGCAUGUCUGUGCCGGGCUCUCUGCUCAACUACGCCGACUAUGUGCGCGACGAGAUCAUCAAGCCGUCCUGCCCCAGCGGCGACAUCCAGGGCUGCUUCGCCGAGGGCCCCGACUCGGAUUACCAGAACACGUCCCUGUCGCAGACCUGGAGGCUGUGGCAGUUCCAAGUCUGCACGCAGUGGGGAUACUUCCAAGUCGCGCCCAAGCCGGGCAAGCGCACGAUUGUAUCCCGCAAGCUCACGCUCGACACGGCGCACAAGAUCUGCAAGCAGGCCUAUCCCCCGGGAGAGCACUUCUCCGUCCCCGCCUGGCCCGACGUGCACGAGACCAACAGCCGUGGCUCCUACUACAUUGCGUAUGACCGCCUCGCGUUCAUCGACGGCGAGAUCGACCCGUGGCGUCCCGUCACGCCUAAUGCGGACGUCGCGCCCAAGAGGAACAGCACGACGUCCCCGCCCAACUGGAUCAUCCCCGGUGGCGUGCACCACUAUGACGAGAAUGGCCUCAAGGACCACUUAAAGGAGCCAAAGCAGAUUCAGGAGGUGCACGCGUUCAUGGUCGACUUUGUCCACAAGUGGCUCGAGGGCAAGGAUGAUGAAGGCCAUGGUCAUGGCAACGGACAUGGACAUGGACACGGAAACGGAAACGGAAACGGCCAUGGACACGGGAACGGCCACGACAACGGGAACCACGACGGGUGGGAGAAUGGGAAGGGCCACGACAAGGACCAUGGUAACGGCCACGGAAACCACGAUCACGGGGACCAUGGCAACUAG
Molecule: messenger RNA, 1932 nt
Organism: Trichosporon asahii var. asahii CBS 2479
Lineage: Eukaryota; Fungi; Basidiomycota; Tremellomycetes; Trichosporonales; Trichosporonaceae
Exons: 2
Coding region: 1-1932 (643 amino acids)
Biological process (GO): proteolysis
Molecular function (GO): dipeptidyl-peptidase activity; serine-type exopeptidase activity
Source: RefSeq, a predicted model, not a curated record